Molecule: messenger RNA, 1359 nt
Organism: Ylistrum balloti
Lineage: Eukaryota; Metazoa; Mollusca; Bivalvia; Pectinida; Pectinidae
Product: carbohydrate sulfotransferase 9-like
Exons: 4
Coding region: 1-1359 (452 amino acids)
Biological process (GO): carbohydrate biosynthetic process
Cellular component (GO): membrane
Molecular function (GO): sulfotransferase activity
Source: RefSeq, a predicted model, not a curated record
AUGACUUACUUACAUUUUCAAAAUAGAAAAAAAAAUGUGAAAGAUGCUAAAGGUGUGCCAGUUGCAGCAAGUGGCGAAAGUUUAAGGAAAUAUGAAGUUCAUCGUCAAGGCUUACUGAAGAAAGAAGAAAGGCCGAUUGUUUUCACAACAAAACAGAUGCAAGAUGUCACUCUAUCGGGUGAUAACUACAAACAAAUCAUCGGAGAAAGAAAAGAAGAGAAGAGAACGGAAGUACUUGAGACAAAUGACCCAGAGGUCUUGUAUAAAGGAAGAAGAGACAACAUACUAGACGUUUGUUCCCGUCAACAAUUCAAUCAAACAUCACUCCAAUAUGUUGCGUCUCGGAAUGUGAUUGACCGUAAACAAAAGUUAGCCUACUGUACAAUUCAAAAGUCCGCAUCAACAUUUUGGAAAAGAGUGUUUCGGAUCGUGAUUGGGCAAUCAAAUGCACUUACCCCUUUUGAUCCAACCGUUAGAGCACUGGAACCUUUCGAUCGCUUAGCGAAUUUACCAGCAUAUGCGAGGGAGAGUUUCAUGAAAACAUCUCUUACAUUUAUGUUUGUUCGUGAGCCGUACGGUCGACUGUUUUCUGGAUAUGUUGAUAAAUUGUUUUCUCCUAAUUUCUUUUUCUGGAAGAAAUUCGGUGUCUAUGGCGUAAAACUUUUACGGAAAAAUCCAAGUAAGUACGAUCUCAAGUGUGGACAUGAUCUCAGUUUUAGAGAAUUCGUAAAAACAGUUAUUCAUGCUGAAAAACAUGGUACUUUAAAAGACGGUCAUUUUACUCCACAGUAUGAACAUUGUCGUCCCUGUCAUUAUAAAUAUGACUUUAUAGGUAAAUUAGAGACGCUUAAGCAGGAUACUUUUUAUCUUUUAAAUAAGAUGGGGAAAUUCGAUUUAAGAAAAUCGAUGACUGACAACUUUCAUGAAAGUACUGUGGAUGACACAAUCAGGGAUCAAGCGAAAAUGUUAUUCAGCUUUAGAAAACAUUUUUCGAUUUGUGGAGUUUCAUUCUUCCAAGCUCAAAAGCUUAUGUGGAAAAAGUGUCAGAUUCGUGGUAUACUUAGUAAAAACUCGAAAUAUCCAGUUACUGAAGAGAUGAGUGAAAAUAUAGAAGUUGCACAGUAUAUUCGGAUGUUAAACGAAGGCAGGGGAGACGCGUUGGACAAGAGUAUAUCUAAACGGAACAAAGAAGAGGCAAUGCUAGAGGCUUUUUCAACAGUGGACGCGGAAGAUAUGGAAUUCUUGAGUGAAAUGUUCCGACUUGAUUGUGAGCUAUUUGGGUAUGAUUGUAGGCCAGAGAAACUAUUUAAGAUCAAGAAAAAAAUCAAACCAUGGUAUUUUGAUAGCAACACGGCAUGA